AUGUAUUUGCUCAAGUACACAAACAUUCUGCUCCAAGUCAUUCUUGUUGUUGGGCCUUGGUUGCACAACUCGCAGGCACGACCCAAUGAGCAAUGUCCGGAGUCCCUCAAUGACAAUCAAACGAUUGAGAACUUUUGCCCCAUUUAUCCAGACCUACCUGAGUUCAAUCUGCACACCUUGCAGCACAAUAUCACGUCUGAACAGCAGUCCACGUGUGUCUGGUCAGCCAGCCCUGAGGAAAAACAGCAGUUUUGCGUUUUUGCCGACUCUCGAUUCAACAACGGUAAGGGUAUAACCAUAGUCACGACUCCAGAGCGAGCUCAGAACAUAUUUCGCCUAAUGGCAUCUACCUCACGUCAAUCUACCAGAGUCGAAACUUUGUUCCGGACCGAAAUUGGCGGACGAAAGGGUCGAGGUAUCUUUGCCAAUAAGCAGAUAGCUGCACGCAGUAUUAUUUCUCGAGAAUCACCAAUUAUCAUCUUGGACCAUAACUGGUUCCAAGAUAUUCCGCCACCGGGAAAAAACGUUCACUCGGCGAUGCUAGCGUUAGCUAUCGAACAACUGCCAAGCGUCACACGUCUAGUAGUAGACGAGCUUUAUGCCGGACUAGGUACGCAAAGUCAAGGCCAAAAAAUGUGGACAAACGGAUAUGGAGUUGUAGGGAUGCCUCCGAGCUGGCUGGGGAAAGAAGAUGAACCUGAUGCUGGCAUGAUCACCGUACAUACAAAUAUUUCGAAAAUUAACCACAGCUGUCGGCCUAACGCUGUGGCCCAGUGGGACUGGGAAUCGUUGACGCACAACCUGUACGCGGUCCGCGAUAUUGCCACAGACGAGGAGAUUACUAUCUCCUAUAUUCCUGGAUUGAAAACCUCCCAGGAGCGUUAUGAAUAUGCCAACCAGUAUCUCGGCUUUAACUGUACUUGCAGCUUAUGUAUGGCUCCCGGCGAGUUCGUCGACUUGUCUGACAGCCGAGUAAACGAGAUUUUAUUACUCGAACAAGCGUUAGUAGAUUACAGGCAUAUUGCGCCGGCCGAAUCAGUAGCUAUGGCUGAACUACUUGUGGGCUUAUACGAACAGGAGGGCUUAGCCGCUCUUAUUGGCAAAGCGUAUGCAAUAGCAGCGCUGGAAUGGAAUGGUGUUGGCUCCGAGUAUCAAGCGCGCUUAUGGGCAUACCGGAGUGUUCAAGCGGGUCUUACUUCUAGCAUUGAGUCUGGGGUGCAGGAUUAUCUACCCGAUAUGGAGAACUUGCUAGACGGGGCUAGGAAACAUUGGUCUUGGAGAUAUCGUGCGUAG
Colletotrichum gloeosporioides is the source of this 1293-nucleotide messenger RNA. RefSeq lists its product as uncharacterized. The transcript is spliced from 2 exons. The record is from RefSeq and is a predicted model, not a curated record. NCBI's taxonomy places the organism in Eukaryota, Fungi, Ascomycota, Sordariomycetes, Glomerellales, Glomerellaceae. Gene Ontology annotation, molecular function: protein binding. The coding region runs from base 1 to 1293 and encodes 430 amino acids.